GGAAAAAAAAUAAUUAGCAGGGUGACAUUUGAUUCCCCUGCUUUGUUGUCCUUCAUCCUGGUCAACGUUUGUGGAAUCUGUAGCUCUGGACUCGGCAAUUGGAAAUUCGGGCAACGCUCCAGAUAGCAUUUGAUUCAGGGAGUGGGCCCACACCGUCGUGUAUACGCCGUGGCCCGUGGCUCAUGCAGACCAACACGUGGCGAGUCCCAACGCUUCCACAGCAUACCGCCUCUGAUUCUCACAACACAUGCCGAUGAACUCCACCGUCUUUGCAGGCGUCCAACUCCCUUUUCGCUAGCCUGUUACAGAGGCUUCCCGGCUUCGCUGCCAGGGCAGGGCACAACAAGAAAGACUACACUACACAUACGAGCAGCAGAGUUGUGAGCUCGUGAUACUGCUGACCUGCGAGGCGAGGCGAUUGGUUAGGACCUAGGCCUCGCUCGGAUCCAUGCAGGUCCCUGCGGGUUUCCUCGGCAAGCUCUGGAGCUUCGUGUCCUUCGUGCCCUUCUUCAUCCUCCUCCUGCUCCUGGGAUCCAUCAAAGCUGUCCUAAUCGGUCCGGUUACGGCUUCCAUCGUAUUCUUUGGAAACUCUGCGGUUAUUAUUGGUCUCUGGCCUGCACAUUUCAUCUGGACAUACUAUUGUGUUCUUAAAACCGAAAGGAUCGGGCUGGAGUUGAAGAUUCUUAUUGGAAUUCUGUUGCCAUUACCACUGCUUCUCUUGCCAGUACUUGCCAUUAUUGGGAGUCUUCUGAGUGGUAUAGGAUAUGGAGUUUUUGUACCUCUUAUGGCCACCUUUGAGGCUGUUGGUGAGGGUGUCACUGACAAGCUGAGUCAUUGUUUUAUGGAUGGAACUGUAAGCACAAUAACUGGAGCUUGCACGGUUGUCCGUGAUGUCACCGAUUUCUGCUUCCACUCGUACUUCUCUUUCAUGGAUGAUCUUAUUGAGAAAAUGGGGGACGAUGAAGCACCUCUUGGCAUCAAGUUGUCUUAUCUACCACGAAGCAUGCUCGUUGCCUUCAUUGCUGUUCCAGUGGAUGUGCUGAUGAUAAGUGCAGUGGCUCUGUGGAAAAGCCCCUGCAUGUGUUGAAAAGGAUGGCAAAGGUUAUGUGAGGAUCUAGUUGGAAGGGAAGGACCAUUUUUAGAAACUGUAUGUGUGCCUUUUGCUGGUUUGACCAUUAUACUGUGGCCACUUGCUGUGAUUGGGGGGUUACUAGCUUCAUUUUUCAGCAGCUUCUUCUUUGGGUUUCGUGCAGGACUGAUUGCAUAUCAGGAGGCUUCUUUCCAAAUGGGACUUGCAUACAUGAUUUCAGGAGUAGCAAUUUUUGAUGAAUAUACCAAUGAUUUGCUUUACCUAAGAGAAGGAUCAUGCCUUCCAAGGCCCAAAUAUCGGAAAGCAGAUAUCAGGAAGUGUGAAACUGGCAAGGAAGGGCAGAAGGUUACGACUGAACCUGCAGAGAAGCAACAAACUGGCCAUCAUAAGCAUAGAAGGGUGUUGCAUCCAUCGAAGACAUUCAUGCAAACAGUCCAGCGACUAAGACCAGUUCAAAUAUGGGAUUGGUUCUUCCGGUCCUGUGAGCUGAAUGGAAGAAUAUUACUGAGUGAGGGCCUGAUCACUGCCGAAGAUAUGGAGGAAUAUAUCACCAAAGGAAAAUGCAAGAAGUUGGGGACUAAAUUACCUUCCUGGUGUAUCUUUCAGUGUCUAUUACGAUCUGCAAAUUCUGAUUCGGAUGGUUUGCUCAUAUCUGAUAAUGUUGAAGUGACAAACCUCAACUGGCCUAAAGACAGAGUAUUUGACUGGUUGCUUGGACCACUUCUGGUCAUCAAGGAUCAAAUGAGGAAACUGGAGAUCACUGAAGACGAGGAGACGUGCUUGAGGAAGCUGAUCAUGACAAACAAGAACGAGAAGCCAUCUGACUGGGACGAUGCUGGUUUCCCCUCAGAUGACAAUAUAAAGAGAGGUCAGCUGCAGGCUAUAAUCAGAAGGUUGCAAGGGAUUGUGGCCAACAUGUCCCGAGUACCGAGUUUCAGGAGGCGCUUCAUCAACCUGGUCAAGGCGAUGUAUCUAGAGGCAAUUGAAGCAGGAACUAUCGACGGAUCGCGUGACAUCAAGCGCAAAGUUAAGGCGGAUGUUGGUACUGAAAAAUUCGGCGACAGAGGUGCAGAAGAUAUUGCCGGUUCAUCAACUCACCCUCAAUCGAAUAUUGACAUUGUGUGAUAAUGUACUAGUGUAGUGUGCACAAUUAAUAUCUUUUGAACACUCCUCUCCUGUGAGCCUGGAUUCAGGAUCGCAGUUUCUCUAGUAUACGGUUUAUUGUGGAAAGAAACUUGUUAAUACCACGUUUAAGGGAUCAAGGCACGAAUUCUGUGGGACGUGGUGGUUGUAGUUUAUUUCUAUUCUGUUCUACAAUAGCAGUUCUCUUGUUCAUUCUUGUCCGGGUCAU
Molecule: messenger RNA, 2441 nt
Organism: Sorghum bicolor (sorghum)
Lineage: Eukaryota; Viridiplantae; Streptophyta; Magnoliopsida; Poales; Poaceae
Exons: 11
Biological process (GO): vegetative to reproductive phase transition of meristem
Source: RefSeq, a predicted model, not a curated record